Dermochelys coriacea (leatherback sea turtle) is the source of this 2836-nucleotide messenger RNA. It is a transcript of the gene HIGD1C, whose product is annotated as HIG1 hypoxia inducible domain family member 1C. Gene Ontology annotation, cellular component: mitochondrion. Gene Ontology annotation, biological process: mitochondrial respirasome assembly. The record is from RefSeq and is a predicted model, not a curated record. The transcript has 5 exons. NCBI's taxonomy places the organism in Eukaryota, Metazoa, Chordata, Testudines, Dermochelyidae. Bases 408 to 701 code for a protein of 97 amino acids.
UGGGGAGCUGUAGGAAGGCCUCAAUAAGUCAUCUGGUUCAGGCCCCUGCACUAAGAUAGGACUAAGUAUUGUGUGGACCAUCCCUGACAAGCAUUUGCCUAACCUGUUCUUGAAAUCUAACCUCCCUAGAUACAUCUACAAAGGGGAAGCUUCAUUUGCGAGCAGGUCCUGCUGAAUUAUCCUUUGGAGAACUGAGCAGGUAUAAGUGACAAACUUCACGCAGCCCAAUUGUAAUGCCAAAAUAAAACCCUUAACAGGGAACCAGAGGGCCUCUAAAAUGAAAUUAAGCAGCAGAUGAUAUUGCAUUAAAUGAAUGACAACUAGAAAAAGGGAAUCUGCUUACGUAUGACCAGGAUCAGUUUGCAAGUUAGCUGCUCUGACACCUGGGAGUCUCGUAAACGUGAGAAAUGUCUUCUGAUGAUCACUGGUCUGCGGAGGAAGAGAAUAGUCAAGUAUCUAAACUGACACGGAAAGCCAGAGAUUCUCCAUUUGUUCCUGUAGGGAUGGCAGGCUUUGUUGCUGUUGUGAGCUAUGGUCUCUACAAGCUAAAACACAGAGGAGAUCAGAAAAUGUCAGUCCAUCUCAUUCACAUGAGAGUUGCAGCACAAGGCUUUGUCGUAGGAGCAAUAACAAUAGGUGUUCUCUUCUCUAUGUAUAAGGAUUACGUUAAACCUCAGUUCAAGAAUGGGGCCAAAAAGUGAACCAACUCCAUAGGACCAAGCAGGAGAGGAAAGCAUAUGUUCAGAAUUAUUUAUUUAGAAUUUCUAUAUGUAAACCUUGUAAGAAUUUUAAGUAAUCACCACCAGGACUUCUGUUAGCUCUGUCAUUGAAUGGCUGCUCUAUGUUAAAGCCAACUGUUGGGAUCAAUACCUAAACUCACAAUAUCCAUGUCUAUGAUGCUAGAGGCAAUAGACUCAUCAUGACCGACAGCACAGUCAGUACCAAUUUUUCAGCAUUCCCAGCCAGCUAGAGUACUGUGCAAGGAGGAGAACAGUUAUCUAGGGCAGAGGCAGCCAUCUACCUACAUCAAGCUCAGAAUGUUGCAGUACUCCUCCCAUGCAGCCUAGUUAGGAAAGAGGGCUACAGUAUGGUAAGAGAGCAUUACAAGAUUGUUCUUUGGGGUUGGCAGUAGACAGCUAACAGAAGCCCUGAAUAGUCGAAUGUCGUGUACCACAGCUGGUUGUCUAAAUGUUUUGUACGAAUAUAUUUUGUCAGCUGCUGUUUGUUUAUGCUAUUUUAUUUAUUAAAUCUUUAUAUAUAGCGUAACCCACUUGGUUACAAUAAAAUACUCGUUUCAACUUGCUGAAGCCAACAGUUACAGUUACAAUAAGUAGAUUUUGAACAGGUGCUCACCAUGAAAUACUGGGUCAAUGCUCUUUGGCCUGUUGCAUAUUUCAUGUCAUUGCUAUUGAGACCUUCACCUGCCGGACAUACUCUGUUUAACAGAGAUGCUCUCUAAACCACAGCAGUGAUUAACAUGAUACAAGUAACGAGAUAACUAGCCUCUUCCUUCCAACUAAAGCAAGUGUUUGCAAACAAAAGCUCUGGCAGCUAUUUAAGAACUCCCCAGAGAUAACACAUUAGAGGGACUCCUGGUUCAGUUACUGUACAGCUGAGACUUGCCUGACAAGGAAAGAUGGCAACAAAUUACAGCUAGCACCAACUGGGGUAGAGACCAAGGCUAGAGGCAGGCUGCCUAUAGAGAGAAUCAGCUGAGGAGGGACUAUUCCUCAGCUUUAAACCAAGAUCCUUAGUGGCCCUUGUAUGUAGCUACAGCAGCAAGCAGAAGCCCAGUAUCUAAAUGACACUAGGCCAACUUGCUAGAUGCCUAAUUCACAUUGGCGAAGGUAAUAUUGUAAUGGGAUUUACUCAAAACAAAAACAAGUACCACCUGCAACAGACUUAGGCUAUGUUUACACUUCAGGCCUUACAGCGGCAUUGCUGUACAAGCGGUAAGGUCUCCUGGGUAGCUGUGCUUUGCCAGCAGGAGAGAGCUCUUCUGCUGGCAUAAUUAAACCAUCCACAAUGAGCAGCAUUAGCUAUGUUGGCAGGAGAGGCUCUCCUGUUGACAUAGUGCUGUCCACACCAGCACUUUUGCCAGUGAAACUGAUGUUGGUAAGGGGUGGGUGGUUUUUCUUCUACACACUUCUGACCUACAAAAGUUUUACUGACAAAAGUAGUAGUGUAGACAAAACUUUAGUGUGAGAGAGAGAGUAUCCGAAUAAGACUCAUUUUGCAAAAACAUUUACAGCAUGUGUUUCCACAUUAACUGGUGGAAACUUGGACACCAUUGCCCAUGCUAUACUUCAAUCCAAACUUUAGGGUCUCUCUACAGUUUGAAGCCAGAGAAUAUCCUCUGGUGUAUUGCAUUCAGUACUCAUACUGGGGGCAUUUUACUUCCCUCGCAUGUAAUAGCUACAAGUUUUUGCAGUUCAUACUGUACAGUCUGUUCUUGUACAGAAAACAGCCAGUGAAAGUUAUUAACUUUCUGGGUAAUCUGAUCUGAAGAAUAUCAGCAUUAUUUCUUAAGCAAAUGAAGCCUGAACAGAAAAAGCUAAAGUGAAUUUGACACAUUUAUUUGAUAGUCUGGAAUUCCAUCAUGUUCAUCACAAGUCAAAGUAUAAUCAAUAUAUUUAAUAAAUUAGUGCCAAAUACACAGGGAUAGAAAUGCUUCAUUGGUAAGAGAUUUAAUUAAAAAACAGAAAUAAGAUGCCUCAGAACUGAGCCUACAUAGACAUAUAUAAAAAUAUAAUUCAGGGCAUCUUCCAUGUGAAGGCAAUUCCUGCCUCAGGGUUCUUAGCACAACUGCAAAAGAUUUAUCCUUUUAAAAACAAAA